Molecule: messenger RNA, 1361 nt
Organism: Medioppia subpectinata
Lineage: Eukaryota; Metazoa; Arthropoda; Arachnida; Sarcoptiformes; Oppiidae
Source: the annotation of a GenBank genome assembly
GUGAUGGCGAUCGGGAUGAGAGCCAUAACGUGAUGGUAUACUCGAUACUAAUCGCUACCAUAUUUGUGACACUACUGGUGCGGUCGGGCACUUGGUUUGUGAUGUGUAUCCAGGCGUCAGUCAAUCUCCAUAACAGCAUAUUCUUCCGACUCAUGCGAACGCCUAUAGCCUUCUUCGACAACAAUCCCGUCGGCCGAAUACUGAAUCGAUUCACUAAAGACAUCGGUGUUGUCGACGAACAGUUGCCCGCAGUUUCCUAUGAUCUCAAUCUAAUCUUCACUCAGAUAAUCGGAUCGGUAGUAGUGGUGGCGUUAGUCAACCCGUAUCUCAUAAUACCCGCCAUUUUCUUAUUGGCCUUAAUUUGGAUCAUUCGAUGGGUUUAUCUAAAGACCGGACGAGACUUCAAACGCUACGAAGGAAUGGCCCGGAGUCCGCUAUACAAUCACAUGACCACCACUUUGAGUGGUUUGUCGACAAUCCGCGCCUUCAAAGCGCAGGAAGUGUUUCGACAGCAAUACUAUGUCUAUCAGAACGAUCACACGUCCGCUUACUUCAUGUGUGUGACAAUGGAUUGGAUUUGUGUGUCGUAUGUCUUCUUUGUGGCGCUCUUUCUGAUGGUCUUCCAUAAGGGUAUCGCUUACCUGGAGAGCGGAAGCGCUGGUCUGGCGUUAACGAUGGCUCUGGGGUUGACUGGAAUGACUCAGUGGGGGGUCAGACAGUCGGCCGAACUCGAGAAUCAGAUGACAUCCGUCGAGCGUAUCGUCGAAUACAGUGGACUCGAGUCGGAGCCCGAGUUGGAGAGCGGCGUACGUCCGGCACCCGAAUGGCCGCAAACCGGACGCAUACAACUGGUCGACGGGGAGAGAAAGUGGGAAUCGUUGGCCGCACGGGUGCCGGCAAGAGCUCAAUACUGGCCGCACGGGUGCCGGCAAGAGCUCAAUACUGGCCGCACGGGUGCCGGCAAGAGAUCAAUACUGGCCGCACUGUUCCGUAUGCACGACAUCGACGGCCAGAUACUCGUCGACGGCGUAGACUACAAGUCCGUAGGCCUUCACGAUCUGCGCCGCCGUAUGUCAAUCAUACCUCAGGAUCCGAUCGCAUUCAUCGGUUCUCUGCGCAAGAACUUAGACCCGUUUGAUGAGCACCGGGAGGACAGGCUGUGGGCGGCGCUCGAAGAGGUACAGCUCCGGCAGGCGGUGCUCGAUAUGCCGGCGCAACUCGACUACCAGUUGACCGAAGGCGGCGGCAAUCUGUCUGCGGGUCAGCGACAGCUCAUAUGUCUGGCGCGGGCUAUACUGCGCGGCAAUCGGAUCCUCGUGUUAGACGAGGCGACGGCUAAUGUGGAUCACAAAACCGAUGCG